AUUUAGAUGAGAAGUAUGACGUUAAUUCAGUAUGGUAACAUUCUUAUCUAUGUUCAAAACAAGGGUAGCUUUGCUAAAAUACCUUUUUUCUUUGUCCAGGAGAGAAGUGUGUUACUUCGCAAAUGGUACAAUUUGAUGAUGGAUAAUAAAGAUGACCUUGCUAAGAUAAUUACAGCAGAGAAUGGAAAGCCCUUGAAAGAGGCGCAAGGUGAAAUUCUGUAUUCUGCCGCCUUCCUGGAAUGGUUUGCAGAAGAAGCUCGUCGCAUUUAUGGGGACAUUAUCCCACCUUCUGUGAAAGAUAGAAGAAUCUUGGUACUGAAGCAGCCUGUUGGAGUGGCAGCCAUUAUAACCCCUUGGAAUUUCCCUAGUGCUAUGAUUACACGGAAGGUUGGUGCAGCUCUGGCAGCAGGCUGUACUGUGGUGGUGAAGCCUGCAGAAGACACACCAUUAUCAGCGUUGGCACUUGCUGAGCUUGCAAACCAGGCUGGAAUUCCACCAGGCGUAUAUAAUGUUGUCCCCUGUUCCCGACAACAAACCCCAGCUGUGGGAGAGGCUCUCUGCACUGAUCCCUUAGUAGCAAAAAUUUCUUUUACUGGCUCCACUGCUACAGGAAAGGUAUUGCUGCACCAUGCUGCAGGGACUGUGAAGCGGGUUUCCAUGGAGCUUGGAGGGCAUGCUCCAUUUAUAGUGUUUGAUAGUGCUGAUGUGGACCGAGCAGUUGCAGGAGCAUUAGCUUCUAAAUACAGAAACUCAGGGCAGACAUGUGUUUGCACAAACCGAUUUUUGGUGCAAAAAAGGAUCCAUGAUGCAUUUGUGGAAAAAUUUGCUAAAGCCAUUGAGAGAGAGUUACGUGUAGGAAAUGGAUUUGAUGAAGGAACUACUCAAGGGCCAUUAAUUAAUGAAAAAGCAAUAAAAAAGGUAGAGAGACACAUUAGCGAUGCAGUUUCUCAAGGAGCAUCUAUCAUGACAGGAGGGAAACGACACAGCUUUGGAAAGAAUUUCUUUGAGCCUACUCUGCUCAGCAAUGUCACAACAAAAAUGCUUUGCACGCAAGAAGAGACAUUUGGUCCGUUAGCACCAGUUAUCAAGUUUGAUACUGAAGCAGAAGCUGUUGCUAUAGCAAAUUCAGCCAGCGUGGGUUUAGCAGGAUAUUUCUAUUCUCGAGACACAGCGCAGAUCUGGAGAGUUGCAGAGCAGCUGGAGGUUGGAAUGGUUGGUGUUAAUGAAGGGAUUAUAUCCUCUGUGGAGUGCCCUUUUGGUGGCGUAAAAGAGUCUGGCUUAGGACGAGAAGGUUCAAAAUAUGGUGUUGAUGAGUACCUAGAAAUAAAGUAUGUCUGCUUUGGGGGCUUAUAAUUUGCAAAAAUGAUGCAAUCCACAAAGGCCUGGAAAUAAUUACUUGAUUCAGGACUAUCCGUGUAUUAAUGUGACAUUUACUUUUUUCAGAUCCAAGUAACGUUAUUGUGUAAAUGUAGAGAGAGAUGUUUCAUUUAGCUCUGUGCUGAUAUUUGUAAAACACAAAUACUACUAGUUACAUAGUUUUAAUUAAUAACCAAUAUUUGAGUGCCUCAGGUGGGGGGGAGAGCAGGGAGGGAGGAAUAACUUAUGUUGUUUGAGUUAUUCUAUGUAACUAGGAAGGAUUUGGAAAUCUGUGCACAAUGAACAUCAUAAUGUCUGUUCUGGAGGAGAGACUUUUUUUUCCCUGCUGUCUCUCCUAAUAUUCAUGCAUUGAUGUAGUAGGUGGAAAUGGGGAGGAUAGCUUAUUGUUUAUGGUUUUGUGCCAAAUAUGCACUUAAUUCUCAGCUCACCUAGGUGGGGGUAGAACUUUUUCAGUUCUUUUCUCAUGAAAAGUUUAAUGAAAAUAAUGUGGUGCCCAUGAAGGAGAGGAAUUGAUAGUAAUGGCUGGAACUGCUAGUCCACAGCUGUGUCAGUAGUCAGUGUUGAUUGCAACACUACCUGCCGUUGCAGCUUUGAGCCUCUCCAGUGCAAAGAGGUCCUGACUUAUGGCAAGAAACUUAAUAGUGUGGGGAACAGAUACAGACCUUAUUUCCAUGGUAGCACAGGCUGGGUGCAUCCCAGCAGUCUGUGUAACUGGUUGCACAGUGAGUCAAUGGAUCUUGGGAAACAGCUAGUUUAGUGUAUAGCCGGAGCAGGUUUUAUGUAUAGUGCAGGGACAUUCUGCCAAGCUGAUGUAGAGAGGAAUCAUGCCAAUGAGCUCUACAUGACAAUAUAGAUUCAUUCAUUCCCCUGCGUAAGACCAAGAUGACCCUAUAUGGGAAAGGGAAGAGGAUGGUCAUCAGGGUCAGUGUUGCCAACUGACUUCAAGGAGAACUUUCCCCCUACAAGCUACUUCAGCUUCCUCAGUGACCAAGACUCAUCACGCUGUACUCCUCCUAUGGCUUUGGCCGUGAAUGCCACCAGGGUCUGGACUGGCAGAUGUCUGUCGGAGGGGGACUUAAACACAUCUAACUUACAAAGUAUUAAGGAUGGUGUACGUCUUUAGAGGGAGCCUUUGUACAUCACCCCAUUACUUGGUGUAGCCCAGUUGAAAGCAUCAUUAAAAGAUGAUGUAACAGUUCUUUAGUAUGAAGCAAAUGAUGGUGUAUUAAUAUUCUUGUGACUAAAAAUAAGCGCUUUAUUCACUAAACGAAUCUUCGUUGGAACAUCCUAUAGAAAACUUUAAACUGGAGGGGUGAAGUAGAAGUUAACCAAAAAUGAAAGUGCUAACUCCUAUAUAGCCAGACUGUUUUACAUUAAAUUACUGAGUGAAAGUGAGCCAACCUAUUUCUCUAUACUAUUUGAAUGUACCUUAUCAAAUGGUUUAAUUGAAUACAAUUGCCUAAGAUAGGAGGAAAUGUAUGCGCACACAGAGUAGUGUUGAUUGCUACUCAACAUUUUACAUGUUUAGAUGAUUUUUCUAUUACUCUGUUAUGUCUACACUGCAGGCUUUUUGUGCAAAGACUUGCAGAGCACCUACACUGCAUGCGCAUUCUUACGCAAAUAAAGUUACAAUACAGUGUUGGAAAACAGGGCUUCUUCCGGAAAAGUUAUUCCUCUCUUCAUGAUGAAUAAGCCCUCUUGCGCAAGAGCUCUUCCAGAUGAAGGUAGUGUAGACAGGCAACAUGAAUUUCUUGCGCAAGAGAGAGUCCACACUGCCAUGAACACCCUUGCGCAAAAGCACAUGGGACUCUUGUGGAAGACCUUUUGCACAAAACAGUUCUUGCGCAAGAAGCCUGUAAUGUAGAUGUAGCCUAAGUGUGACUGGAGCUCAUUUUUUAUUGCCAGGGUAAAAUGCAUAAGUGCAUUGUACUGAAGUGAUGCCACAAAAGGGAUUUGGAAAGGACACUCAUUGCCCUUGCAGAAGUCCCAAAUACAAUAUAUACACAAAUUAAGGUACUUUAUCAACAGCAGUGUGUGGUGUUGGGGUUAAUUAGUAUACAGAUGACUUGUUUAUAUUAACCAGUUUUAAACUCUUGUAGGUAAACAUAUACAAUGUCCUGAUUUUUGAGAGCAUUGUGUUAUGGCUUAUAUGAAAGUAGAGCAGCUAAAACAAAAUAUUUUUCUUAUUCAGCAGAGUGUGUUGCAGACAGCCAGUACUGCCAUUCCAAAGUGCUAGUGCUUGUAUAAAGCAAGCACACAGGCACUUUUAGAAGUAUCUUAGGCAGGUGGACCUGUCACUUCAGCCCAUCACUCCAGUUGUACUGUUCUGACCAGUUGCCCCCAUGACAGA
Pelodiscus sinensis (Chinese soft-shelled turtle) is the source of this 3727-nucleotide messenger RNA. NCBI's taxonomy places the organism in Eukaryota, Metazoa, Chordata, Testudines, Trionychidae. The record is from RefSeq and is a predicted model, not a curated record.